Molecule: messenger RNA, 741 nt
Organism: Closterium sp. NIES-65
Lineage: Eukaryota; Viridiplantae; Streptophyta; Zygnematophyceae; Desmidiales; Closteriaceae
Source: the annotation of a GenBank genome assembly
AUGGGGGGCAAAGGAUCAACACACGAGGAGCAGCGGGAGGUGGAGCGGCGCCUUCAAGUGAGGCGCUUUGACCCCCUGGGGGGCAAAGGAUCAACACAAGAGGAGCAGCGAGAGGUGGAGCGGCGCCUUCAAGUGAGGCGCUUUGACCCCCUGGGGGGCAAAGGAUCAACACAAGAGGAGCAGCGGGAGGUGGAGCGGCGCCUUCAAAGGCGCGGAGGACAGGGGGCGUUGAGGAGAGGAGGCGCGGAGGAGAGGGGGCGUGGAGGAGAGGAGGCGUGGAGGAGAGGGGGCGUGGAGGAGAGGAGGCGUGGAGCAGGGGCGCAGAGGAGGAGAGGAGCAGCAGAGCGUGGUGGAGAUGCAUCGGAGGAGACGGAGGCGAGGAGGCGAGGAGGAGAGGAGGCGAGGAGCAGCGGAGGAGAGGAAAGAGAGGCAAAGGAGAUGGAGAAGAGGAACAAAGAUGCAGCAUUGGAUAGACAUGGAGCUGAGGGCACGGAGGAGAGAAGGCAUGGAGGGAAGAAGGCCAAAGGAGCAGCGGAGCAGAGAACCACACAGCUGCGCUUCCCCCCAACGCUGAGGGGAGAAGGCACAGAGGGGAGAAGGCAUACAAUCACGGAGGAGCAAGCUGCGAGUUGUUACUGCCUCCCUCCCGCGUGCUUCUGCUGGUGCUGUGAAGUGAUGGGACGGCAGCUGCUACCUUCCUCGCUCCUACCUCCCUCCCGCGUGCUGCUGCUGGUGCUGUGA